AAUGACAACAACGUCCGGUGAAACAACAGAGAAGCGGAGGAAGUCAGUGGGAUGAAAUAACAUGAUUUGUUUUAAGGACAAAGAAUUACUGUAACAAAAAGGUUUGAUCAUGUCUCGUGUUCCUAUGGGAAAGGUGCUUCUCCGAAAUGUCAUCCGUCACACAGAUGCUCAUAAUAAGAUCCAGGAGGAGUCGGAGAUGUGGAAGAUGAGGGAGAAGGAGCGCCAGACGCUGGGUGAUCAUGCCAGAUGGCAUCGACGAAAGCUGGAUCAUGACCUGAGCAGGGGCCGCAUGCGCUGUGACGGCUUCGACGAGGAGGAGCUCCCCGGGGACGGGGGGGCGGCAACGGCGCAGAGCUCCGAGGGAGACGUCCGCGAGGCCCGCCACUGGACCAAGAAGCUGUACGAGUUCGAGGCCGGCGACCCCGACAGGUGGGGCCACAGUGGCUUUAAGGAGCUCUACCCCGAAGAGUUUGAGACAGACAGUGACCAGCAGUGCAGCGAUGGCGAGAACAUCCACCGCCGAGAGAAGGCGCCCAGGUCGGCGAGCCCCGAGUCGGGCCGACGCAAGCGCUCCAAGAAGACGCUGAAGAAGAAGACGAAGAAGAAGGCCAAAAAGAGGAAGAAGGAGGAGGAGCCGGGCAAGCGCAGGAAGAAGAGCAGCAAGGAGAAGCGGAGGAAGAGGAGGAAGGAGAAGGGCCCGGGCGGCAGGAAGGACUCGCACAGCAGCAGCAGCAGCAGCUCGGAGGACGAGGAGACGGGAGGGACCCCCCGCGGCCGCAGGAAGAGACCCCACGAGGCCCGGGCGGAGAGCGAGCACGAGGAGGAGCUGCGCAGGAAGAGGAGGAGGAGGAAUUGGAAGGUGGCGGACGAGGAGAAGUCGGAGGACAGCUCUGAGGACUGAGCAGCGGAGGGCCUCCGACACGCAGCCCCUUUCUUUCAGUCCAGAUCUCCUCUCGCUCUCUCCCCCUUGGAAGAGCUCCGUAAACGGAGGGGCUCUGCUGUCCCUGCCGCACAAUCAGGAAGAACAAAGUGCCGGGUGCAAGCACCACAGAGACCUUGUUUUUGUGAAACUUUUCAGCUCUGGAGUUUUUAAAAGGUGUGGGAAGAAAGGACAGGUGUAAACUCAGUGUGAUGGCCAGUGCUUGUGCUGUUUGGCACAGUGUCCAUUCAACUAGGCAGAAGCCAUUCAGGGAUUUUUUGUUUCAGCCCAGGUGUUCUCUGUCUGAGGCCUUGUCCUUGUCCGUGUCCUGGUUCUGGGCCCUGGUUCAGCUGGCAUGUGGCUCGCUGGUGCAGCUGCCUCUCACAAUAAUGACAGUGUUUUUGUACAGCCUUGCUAUCGGCACGUCUUUAUAAUUACUGUUGUUGUGUUGUUAUUUCCAAAGCCCCCUACUGUUUUCGGUGAGAGAAAUGUUUUUCUGGCGGUCGAGAUGUUGGAACGGCUGCCGAUGCGCGGACCCAAGCAGGAGCAUGUGUCACCUCUCUCACUUCACUUGGGGGGGUGCUGUGUACGUGUGCCCCAGCUUUCACAUCCCACCUGUGUGGGCAAUAAUGGGUUUGCCACUAAACAUGGUGAAUUUCUGUAGUGUCCUCUUGGAGCUUGUGGACAUGUCAGUUGGCAUGUAUAAAUGUAAAUGUAAAGUGGAGCCAAUUCCCAGGGGUCCCCCACUGCUUCCCAGCAGGCAGCAUCAUUUCAUUGCAGUCUUCCCAUAAUGCAUCCUGACAGGGCUCAAGACAAGUGCUUUAACUUUGUGUUGGCAUAGGUCUACAGGUGGCUUUGAUUUUUGUGUGUUUUGUAUUGCUGUCACCACUUUGUGAAAGUGUUUGACACGAUGUGCUCUCAUGCUGUUCGCUCAGGUGACAAGACCAUCAUGUUCCAGCUGUUCUCGGGGAUCCCUCCCCACCCCCACCUCACCUGUUGCCAUUCCGGAGUCCAGAGAGUCCUUUUCCUUUGGGCUGACACUGACAUGGCGUACAUGGAAAACUUGUACAUGGAAAACCCCCCGUAUGCAGAGUGCGAUUGACACGAGAGGACAGAGGGGUUCAGUCUGACCCAUGUCUGUGAAUAGUGACCUGCAGGAACCAUUAGUCAGGUGUUUCAGGUCCUCAACACUGUUUCAACCUGCCGGUCAGUGGUGUGUGUUGUGUGACUGUCCAUAUCUUCUUUUAAUUGAUUUCUAAUUACACAAUUUUGUCUAGAACAAUUGUCUGUAGUUUGGUGAAUGUUAUCGUCUGAAUCUUUUAACAAACUUUUGUAUAGCCUACAGCCCUAAUUCCCUUUUUGCCCUCUGUCUCUGGCUGUCUGUGUCACAGUCUUUAGCACCGAAGAGUUUUAUUUUCAUCUUUUGCCUUGUUCUGGCCUUUUGAGCGUCACAGGGUUUCACGCCGACAUUGCAGGCUCUGUACUGCUGCUCCCACCACAGACGCUCCUUGGUUUCUGCAAAAGAGAACUCAUUUUAAUCUGCUGAACAUUGUGUUGGACGAUGAGUGGGUUGACCUUUUCCAUGUUGACCUGCAGUUUCAACUCUGGCUGCAUGCUUAGUAGAGGUUGUCCAACUAGUCCAACUACUUUGCCAUUAAACUUCAACUGCGUUGUCCAUUCAUAGAGUAAGAGUACACCAGUAUCCAGGCUAAAUUCCAAUCACAGUGGCAUUAUGUGCAAUCUGUAUAUCCCUCACGAAUUGGUCGAUUUUUUAAUGAUAUGAGUGCUGUAACAAAAUGAGACUGAAUAUUUUACAAUGUCUUCAAAGCAAUUGUGGAGUUUAUGUUGCCACCUUUUUAUGGCUUUUCCCUGUAUCAUUCUGUUUUUGCAGCAGCUGCCCUGGGCAAUCUGUAAGCUUUCCUUCAUCUGGAGUUCGUGUUGUGUCUUAACGGUCUGGUGCUUUUAACCAACAGGCUGCACCUUCCUUCUGUCACAUGGUAAAUCAUGUUAAACUAAAAUCUCAGAGUCGGGCUGAUUGACCUCAGGGAACUACUGCAAAUCGCCCUUUUUCUGAGCAUGGGGCUCAUGACAUAUCUACUAUGUAUUUGAAAGAUCUUGAAUUUCUACAAUAUUUCUUAUUAUACAAAUCAGGAGCAAAGAUAACAACAAUAUUGCAAGAUUAAGUAAUUCUGCUGAUUUUAAAAAUAAUUCUGCAAAACAUUCUAUAAGAGGGCAGCAGGUUGAGACAAAAUGGCAGCUUUUGUGAACCACAUUCCUCAUACAUGGGUGGGGAGUGGCAUCCUGCCCUCAAUCCAGCUGCUGGAAGGCCAUUAGUCAGGUGACAUCUUAAAACCUAGGAAGCAGAGGUCUGUGUCAGUGAGAUGUACAGUCUGUACGACAGAAAGCAGAUUCUCAGUGUUGGACAGUGUUGGAGCAGGAGCAACUAACAACAGGAGAAAGAAAAGGAGUGAAUUGGAGUUAUUUUUUGGAUGUGCUUUUUGUGAAGAUUUUAACCUAGUAAGUAGCUUAACUGCCUAAGUUAGGGAAUGGAAAAAGUUUAGUUAGCAGCUGAAAAAGGAACUAGUUUUAUAUGUUUUGCUUAUCUCACACAUUGUAAAGGGCACUUACAGUAUGUCUGCUUUUUGUGUCUGUUUGCCCAGCUGUCCAGGAAAACGAUAACAAAGAUCCUUUUAAGAAAAAGGAAGAUAGACAGGCCCAGAAAUAUAGACACAAAUGACAAAUGUAAGGUAUACACCAAGUGCUCUUUACAAUGUGAGGGGAAACCAAUCUUUAAACCUAGUUCCUUGCUCAGUUAACUGAACUUCUUCCAGUCUCUAACAUACUGUAGCAGGCAGGUAGGCUGCUUCCAGCUUAAAGGCUCAGAAAGCACUUCCAAAAGUAAUUCCAAAAAUUCACACUGCUCCUCUGUGCUGUUGGCUGCUCCUGCUCCCUCUGGCGAUUGCCUAUCAUAGAGGAUCUGCUUUCUGUCAUUCAGACUGUACAUCUCACUCUGCUGGUUUUAAAACUGUCACCUGACGCAGCCGUCUUCCAGCAGCUGGGCAGGUGAUUUGAGGCAUCAGCUUCUUUUACUAAGCUUUUCCCUCGGCUUUCUGGGAAUGUGGUCCAGACGGGGGCUGCCAUUUUGUCUGAACCUGUUGCCCCCUUAGAACAUAAGAAAGGUAGGGCUGUUUCACGAAGCAAGUUCAACUAAUUCUCACAUUAUGCAGAUAGAACUUGCCCGAUAACUGAGUUCAGGUUAAGUCCGUUUCACAAAGGCAAACUCAGGUUCAAGUUAUCCAGUUACAGUAACUCAGGUUCAAACUAUCUGACUAACUGCACGUUCAUGCCACACUUUAGUAGGCAAGGAGGGCUGAGUAUCGAUUCCUUCAUCCACGCCAGCAACACCACUGGGAAACAAUGUGCGUCUUAAUCCAGUGACAAUACAUUUAGGGUCUUUUUGGAAAACUAUGAAGAUAAAAGCUGUUGUAAGUGCAGGGAGCUAUUCUGUAGCUGCUGCAAAAGCCAGGGAAGACACCUGGCAAAGUAUUGCUGAAUUGGAUGUUAAAGUCAAUUAUGAAAUCCAGUGAAAUAUGUGAAGAAAGAAAAAAAAAUUGAGUGAGCAUGAAUCUGUUGGGUGGGGAAUUACUUAAUUUACAUUAUUAUGGCCCUGAAGAGGAGCUCCUCUUUAAGAUAUUGUGUAGUUGUACAAUAUUGUUUUCAUGCAGCAGUAAUUUAUGGAUUUACAGUAGCUGGGCCACAAUAGGAGGACCUAGAAGCAGGUCAAGACAAAGUACCAGAAUAUCAUCCACAGUGGUUGAGUACGAUACAGUGUAGUACAAUCCUUUCAAUGAAAAUGUUCCCAACAAAAUUGUGAACAGAAUAAGACUGGAGGAGAAGAAAUCGUCAUCAACACAAUAAAGAAUGUUUUCUUUUCCCAACAUUUUUGAAGUGUGAAUUAAGUCCUUCAGAAACAUUUUGGCAGUGUGAAUCAAAUAGCAUAGUUGCAGCUCCCCUUUCAAGUUGCAGGAAGUCAUAAACCAGGUACAAAUAUCCCAAUUUUUUUGUUGUUGGGAGUUUUAUGUGUUUACUGUACUAUACUGUAAUGCUGUGUAUGCAUUAAAAAAACCCAUCCGUGUUUGGCUUUAAUGAGGAUGUCUGUGCAGUCCGGAGAACCUAUUACAUGAGGAAAUGCUGUAAGAAGUGUUUAGAUCAGGGUACGUAGCUACAGGGCACAGAAGCUACAUUUACAGUGAAUAGAAUUAAAUAUGAGAAUAUGAUGUUAUUCACUAAUGUAUGGCCAGGAGACAUUUUUAAUGCAUGCAAAACUAUUGUAUUGUACCAAAUGACUUAUUGAGUGACACAUUCAGUUCACCAAAGCACUCUGGGUUACCAACACAGUUAAAAAAAAACUUGUACAGUCACAAGGCAUCUCGGACCUCUGUAGAAUUUGAUUUUCUUUUAAACACUUAGCUUUGAUUUAGUAUUGACAUUGAAAGGGCUUAAGAGAUCAUGAAUAUAAAGUAUACUCUGCAGAAAUUGUAUAUUUUUCACAUUAGAACUUGCAAAGUUCUAAUGUGAACUGGAACCCUGAAGAAAGGCGCCAGUUUUUUGCAGAGGGGACUGAUUAUUCUGUGAGUCAAGCUCUUGUCCUCAAAGUCAGGUUAAUUUUGGUUCAAGUAGGUAGCUGCAUCAUCAUAUGUAGUCUGUAAAGGAACAAGUAAAGGUUUAUUCCAUGCCGAAAAGAGAAGAAAAGGAGCACAAUAUUUCGGCUGUGGAGCCUUUUUCGGGUUUGAAGGAAACUUCGAAGGUUCAUUUUAGUUUAUUAACCUGAUCCGGAGCAGGAUGAGAGUAGAGGAUGUGUUGCUAUAGUUACUUAACUGGAUACAAUUCAAUCCUGACUUUUUCCAAAUUUGCAAAAGUUAUCCGGUUGUCCAUGUAAUCUCACUCCAUGGAAACAGCCACCUAGCCCAUUUCGUCAUUGGUAUCUUAUUGAUCCAAGGAUCUCUUCCAGGCAUUUCUUGAAGGAAACUAAGGUAUCGGCUUCACACAGCUGGAUAACUUGUUCCACACUCCCAGAACCCUUUGUAUAAAGACCAUCUUCUCAGUUUUAAAUCCAUAGUUCUAACUUGAGUGCCAGAAUGAAUCUGUUUCCACCUUUGUGGACUGAUUACAGAGCAGCAAUAUAUUUUUUUGUAAUGUGGUGACCAAAUUUGUACACAAUAUUUAAAAUCAAGGGCUAUGUAUUGCAUUGUACAAUUUUAAUGUAACAUCCCUUGAUUUGAAUUCUAUGCUUUUGACUUUAUAUCCUGACAUCCUUUUUAUUGCUUCCACACAUUCCACACGUCCAGCCUCAGUCUCAGUGUUGUCGACAUUAAAGUUUCAGCUGCCAGGUGUUUGCCCAGUCUUGAGCUUUAUCAAAAUUGAUAUUUAUCUAUUUUUUUAUUAACACUCUUCUACGGUAUUUCCUCCUACUUUGGGAUCAUCUGGAAGUUUGGGAAACUAGUUUACUAAUUGUAACAGAAUCUAGAUCAUUAAUGUAAAUUAGAAACAGCAGUGGUCCAAGUACAGAAAAGUUUUAUACGGCACCCACUUACAUCAACCCAAUUUAAACAUUAAUCCUUGAUUUUGACUCUCUUUUCUAUCAACAAAUUUUCAGUCGAAAUGACUGACAAUCUUUUAGAGGGAACUUAAUCAAAGUUCUGAAAUUCCAAAUAUACCACAUUGUAUGCUCUAUGUGUGUCAAUUACUGUUUUUGCUUGUUCUAAUACAAGUUGGCUGAGCAAGAACUACUGUUUCUUAAUCUGUGUUGAGUAUGGAAUGUUAUUUCCAUGUAAUAAAUUGACUAGUUGUUUUAUCAAAUUUCUCUGAUCACUUUUGAAGGGCAAUGGUGGUUUUCUCAGAAAGAAUCUGAAUGUAUAGGUGUGUAUAUAUAUACACACACCUAUAUGGAAGAGUGUCUGUGUAUUGCAAUGUUAAAGUGCAGGGAACACAUGCAGCAAUUAUCAAAAAGAAACUGCUGUGUGGAAAAACCUACUGCUUAAACGUUUGCAAAAAAGCCUGAUUGGGAUUGGUACCUUGACAAUUUUAAUUUAUUCUUUUAUAGUUCAAUUAUUGAAAGUAUAAUUUAUCAUUUGGUCGGAUUUCCUCUUUUUA
Molecule: messenger RNA, 7072 nt
Organism: Lepisosteus oculatus (spotted gar)
Lineage: Eukaryota; Metazoa; Chordata; Actinopteri; Semionotiformes; Lepisosteidae
Gene: nkapd1
Product: NKAP domain containing 1
Source: RefSeq, a predicted model, not a curated record